Pseudocercospora fijiensis CIRAD86 is the source of this 1740-nucleotide messenger RNA. RefSeq lists its product as uncharacterized. The record is from RefSeq and is a predicted model, not a curated record. Bases 57 to 1616 code for a protein of 519 amino acids. The transcript has a single exon. Lineage: Eukaryota; Fungi; Ascomycota; Dothideomycetes; Mycosphaerellales; Mycosphaerellaceae.
CUCUCGCAACAUCUGACUAGUAGUUCUGUUCAUUCCGCACGCUUAGGACCUCCAUCAUGGCGGCGACCCAGAUCACGGAUGAUGGCAAAGUCAUCGCACCAUUCAACAUCACAGCACCCGCUCCGGUCAUUGAGCUCAAUGGAUUCCAUUGGGGAACAGUCGACCACAAACUGGAAGGUCCUGAGUUUGUUGAGCAGCACACCGUGCAGCAACGUGUAGCAGAACCACCUGUCGCUCUUGCUGCCGCUGCUGCUGCCGCUGUCUCUCAACCAGCAGCACAACAAUUGCCAGUGAGUGGAGCAAAUCUUCCCGAGCAAGUGGAAGAGCAAUUAGGCUUCAGGCCAAAGCCGAAGGAACUGCCCAAGCCAGCUCCUCCCUUCCCUUUGAAACAGAUGCAGGGCGCGUUUGCUGGAAAUGGAUUCAACUCCAUCUUCCGACCAAGGUCAAAAAUGGACGGCGUGAAGGAGUCGAAAGAUGACUUCACAGACCUGAAAGGCAAGGCAAUCGGAGGCGCGCCAACAAGCCCGGGCGACAAUAUUCUUGAACUCAACCUGACCCUAGAGCAAUGGAGCUUUGGUAAGACGAUCGGUGACAUUCCAAAUCGUGGCUUCAAUGGGAAUAGCCAGCCGGAUAUCACGCUUCAAGGGUUUCCGUACAUGCAAACAGUCCAGGAUGCAACAGACCCAAAGACUGGAAGGUCGACCAACCCUGAUACCACUGACAUACAUUUCGAGACCGGCAUGUGGCUCUUCGUGGAGAAGUGCGACAAGAAUCCGCAAUGUGCAGAGACAGUCGUGCGAAUGGCGUCCAUCCCUCACGGCACGACGAUUAAUGCACAAGGCUUGGCCGGCAAGCAGCAAAAGAUCACCACUACCACUCCUAUCGGAGGCGUGGCUGGUCCCCCAAACUUCGACAAGGACAAACUCGAUACUAGACCAUUCUUCAUCGGCGGCAGCCAAGUGCUCGGUGGCGACGGCAACAGUGUCUUCACAAACAUGGAUGCAACCAACAAGAACACCUUCAGGAUACCACAAAAUCUCGAUCCAUACAUCAAAGCAGGCACGAUCACCACGGAAGUCAUCCAAAAUCCAAAUCUCUUCCUCGCAAAAGCUAUCGAAAAUCAAAAAAUCCUCGACACCAUCUCCUUCGAAGUCACAACCGGCACUCCCGACGACAAACUCAACGGCGGCGGCGUCACCAACAUCGCCUUCCUCAUGGGAACCCAAGGCCCGCGCCAAAUCUCCAAAGACCCCGGUGGCUUCCUGGAACGCGAAAUCUCCCAACCCAACGCCCACGUCCCCUUUGUGAAAUCCAAAUUCUGGAUCGAAACGGUAGAAUACGAAAUCAACGUUCCACGCCUCACUUCCCCGAAACCUAUUCUUUUGAGACCGAACAUGCCGAAAGGGAAAGAUGGGAAGGAUUCUACUGCGCCCACGCCCGUGUUUUUGGUCACGCCGCCGGAUCGGUUGCCGUGUGAGGAGAGGAAGAUUUCCGUGCGAGGGAUUCAGAUUCAGUAUAGUCAGAUGGUGAUUUUGAAUUUUGUGGGCAUUAGUUGGCCGCAUGUUAGUUGUGCUACGUUGGUUCCUACUGAGGCGCAGGUUUUUAAGAUGGUUUAGAAUAGUCGUUGGGAGGAAAGCUAGGUAGGUAAUCAGGGUUGGGUGGUUAUAGAAUGAGACGACGACGACAGAAGAAAUUUUUUAGUGAUAGCUUUGCGAGGAAGAAAAAAAAAAGAAGUCCGUC